Messenger RNA from Paramecium tetraurelia, 705 nucleotides. RefSeq lists its product as uncharacterized. The record is from RefSeq and is a predicted model, not a curated record. NCBI's taxonomy places the organism in Eukaryota, Ciliophora, Oligohymenophorea, Peniculida, Parameciidae. The transcript is spliced from 2 exons.
AUGAAGGAAAUCUAAGUGAAAUAUACUCAAUACGAACCUGCUCCACCCAGUUUCUUUGUCCAUGAGGAGAACUUCGAUAUUAAAGAACUGAUCGAUCAAUGUUGUGCCAGCAAAAGAGUUAUUACUUAUAAAUAGCCUAACCGAGAUAAACUCAAAAUAUUCAGUCCAGAAUAUGUUAAUUGUAAAUGUGAAUAGUUUGUUUACUUCAUAUGUGAUGCUGAAAUCAUGGUUGAACAAGAGGUUUUCAAUGAUGCAAAUCAAUAUUGCUCUCUCAGAAAAUACAUGCAUAUUAUUCAAACCAAUAAUAAUGAAGUCACUUUACAUUAUGGCUACUACAAGCAUGAACUGAAGUUUAAUAUAUUUGGAUUACUUGAUUACUUUUCAAAUUCAGAAGAAAAGGAUAUCUAUGAAUAAUAAUUAUAGCCUGCCAUGGUUAAAUGUGUUCAAUAAUAUUUAUAAAAUAAAGAAAAUCUUAAGGAAGAAAGAAAAAGACAAUUUAUUCUCAAUAAUAAUAUAGAUUAUAUGCUUAACCAAUAAAGUGAAGUCAAUCCAUAGCCGUUUUAACCAAAUAUUCCAUUCAUUAAAUAAGCAAACUAAUUGGCAUCUAACAAAUGGACGAUGGCCAAUAUGUUAAGUUAGGAGAGUCUUAUGAAAUUAAUAUUUUUAUUACUCCUUCUGAAUUUUUUCAAACCACAAGUAGUUUGA